AUGUCGCGCGCUGUCUCCCUCCUCGCGCGGGCGCCGACGUGGGUCUCUUCCGCGCUGUCGCGCCGCGGCGUCGCGUCCUCGACGUCCGCUUCCGCGUCCUCCUCGGCGUCGUCCUCCGCGGUGGACGGCAGCGUGAAGACGUACGAAGUCUCCGGCGUCGGCAUCCGGACCGGAUGCGCCGUCACCGCUCGAAACCACUCCAUCGCCACGGACGUCCCCGCGUCGAUGGGAGGCCAGGACGCCGCGCCGCAGCCGGUGGAGCUCCUCGUCGCCGCGCUCAUCGGGUGCGAGCAAGCGACCGCGGCGUACGUCGCCAGGCACAUGUCCCCGCGGAUGAAGCUCAAAGGGAUUCACUUCGAGUACGUCGCCUCCAGGGACGACCGCGGGGCGACGGCGCUGCCGAUCGAUAAGACGCCCCCGUGCGACGCGAAGCUCGCGCGCGUGACCGGCACCGCGAUCGUGCACUUGGGGCUGAGCGAAGACGCGCACGGCGCGAGCACGAUCGCGCGGCGCGUAGAGGAGCUGAAGCGCGCGGUCGAGAGCAGGUGCCCGGUCGCGAAUACGCUCAAGGCGGCGGGGACGGAGCUCGACGUGACGUGGCGAGUGGCGAUACCCGAGCACGACCCGCCGCUGCCGGGGAUGCGACGAUGA
Messenger RNA from Micromonas pusilla CCMP1545, 651 nucleotides. RefSeq lists its product as uncharacterized. The record is from RefSeq and is a predicted model, not a curated record. The transcript has a single exon. NCBI's taxonomy places the organism in Eukaryota, Viridiplantae, Chlorophyta, Mamiellophyceae, Mamiellales, Mamiellaceae. The coding region runs from base 1 to 651 and encodes 216 amino acids.